This is a messenger RNA of Aspergillus alliaceus, 931 nucleotides long. RefSeq lists its product as uncharacterized. The record is from RefSeq and is a predicted model, not a curated record. NCBI's taxonomy places the organism in Eukaryota, Fungi, Ascomycota, Eurotiomycetes, Eurotiales, Aspergillaceae. The transcript has a single exon. The coding region runs from base 228 to 851 and encodes 207 amino acids. Gene Ontology annotation, cellular component: mitochondrion.
CAAACACUAACCCUUUAUCGCGGAUCAGUGCAAUAUGUAUAGCCUUCAUCAACACAGACUUCUCCGCCUCUCUUGACCACAUACGCCAGUGCAUAAUGCUCCAUCAUGUUCAUUGAUUGACUCGGCAGAUUUUGCUAGGUUGACAUCUUUCUUUUCUCCCCCAAUUGCCCCCGGGGCCAUACAACAAGUUGGAGCUUCUAGUCAAUGAUCUUGGAACACAACGCAAGAUGUCAUCAUUCCAACGCCAAUCGGCGUUCCUUCACCAAAUUCGCCUUUCGUCGCCCUUCAAGCACUUCUUCCGCCGUCAAUAUUCAACUCCUCCUCCUUAUUCAUCUUCAAAAGACUCUUCAUCUCGUCUUCGCAAGCUGAAUGAUCGCCUCCCGCCCUUCCUUCGCGCCUACACAACUCCAUUACUCGGGGCUCCAGCAACACAUGUUACGUCCUUUUUGAUCCUACAUGAACUCACUGCCAUCGUACCUCUAUUUGGACUAGUAGCUGCUUUUCACUACGGGAACUGGUUACCAGACUUAACCUCUAAUAACGCCUUCGAGGAAGGAACACAGCGUUUUGGGCGAUGGUUACGGAAGAAGGGCUGGGUGGAGGACGUUGAUGUGGAUGCUGUUGAAGGGGAUGUAGGUGUGAACCAUCAAGACCUUAUGACAGAGAAGCCGAUUGCGGGGAGCAAUAAGGAAGGCGUACGUUUGGUGCUGGAAUUUGCGACUGCCUACGCGGUCACCAAGGCUUUUCUGCCGCUCCGAAUUGCCGCAAGCGUAUGGGCAACACCUUGGUUUGCUCGAACUACACUGGUGCCAAUGGGCAAAUGGUUGAGGAGGUUGCUGGGGAGAAGGUAGAUAUUGACGUUCCCCACCAUCGCUAAAAAUUCCGGACCGAUAAUAUACCAAACCGGGAGGUCCCAUUUUGGGUCGUAAAU